Cuscuta epithymum is the source of this 3259-nucleotide messenger RNA. The record is from the annotation of a GenBank genome assembly. Lineage: Eukaryota; Viridiplantae; Streptophyta; Magnoliopsida; Solanales; Convolvulaceae.
UUUUUGUACACAAUAAAUCAUUUCCAUAAUAGAAAAAGAAUUUUGCUUGGGGUACACAAUUUGUGUACACCCUUGGCACCUCAUAUAAAUACUCCCAUAUUUUUUUACCUCACUUCUUUUCCUUCCCAAUUCAAAAUUUUACCCUAAUUUCCUUUGCCUUCCAUCCAUCCCAAUUCCCGCUCCACACUCCCGCACCCACUCCACUAUUCGGACCGCCAUCUUCGCGGGACAAGCAAACCAUCAGCGACGCCGGAAAACUGAACCCAUCCUGCGACGCCGGAAAUCCGAACCCAUCCAGCGACACAGUUCCUCGGCUCUGCUCUGCUUUGGAGAAACGAAGGCAUCCUCGAGGCGCUGCUCCAAAAAUCAUCGUUGGUCCAAGUUUGUAGACGGACAAUCAAACCCAUCCAACUGAAGGCCGUUCCUCAAGGCGCUGGUCCAAGUUCGUAGACGCCCUGCUGUGCUGCAACUCUACAAGUCGCUAGUCCAAGUUCAACGAAAAAAGAAGAUAACUUUGAAGCCAUGGUGCGAACAAGUUUAACCAAUCUUGCUAAAAGGGCUCUUGAAUUGCAAAUUCCUGUCCGUGACCACUUCCCCGCUCAAAUAUCACAGUGUUCAGAAUAUAAAGAUGCUGCAAAGUUGGUGAAAUCGGGUUUGACUCAAAAGCAGCUUGAUGAGUUUCGGAAGAUGCCGUGGGGCCAUCUUCUUGAUGUGCCCGAGCUUCAGUUCUCAGCCCAAAUUGUCCAUAGCCUCUUGUUGAGACUAGUGUGUGACCAGCCUAAAGAUGAACUAUGGUUUUGCGUCAACGACAAGUUGUUAAAGUUUACCUAUAAUGAUUUUGAGCGCAUAACUGGGCUCCGUUCUAUUGGUCAACCUCCGGUCAUCCCCGAUUUAGAUGAAGGCAAUGGGACGUUACUAGAUAAGUUCUUCGGUGGUGCCUUGGAGAUCAGCUUUGGGAGAUUGACGGCAAAGAUGCAGUCAAUGAAGCCGAAAAAGGCAGGACCUCGCGGUGAUCCUCUCAAGCUUGCAUGUGCUUUCUAUGUGCAAUGUGUUUUGCUAUCGAGGAACAAGAAAACAAAUAUGAAUUCCCAGUUUCUGAAAUUGGCGGAUGACUUGGACAGAUUUAAAGCGUACCCUUGGGCAAAAGUGUCCUACAAUCUAAUGGUUUCUCAGAUCAAGACUCUUAUGGUUGGGCAGGGAGAGAGGUUCAAGGAGAACAAGAAAGCCAAUCCUCGAUACAAAAAUGCAAAGUUCACAUUGCACGGCCUUCCUCUCGUCCUACAGGUUUGGGCUUACGAGAGUCUGCCAGAGCUAGGACAGAGAUGUGCUGAACGUGUUGGCAAUCAUGACGUCCCCUUGCUCAAUUGGAAGGCUACGGGGUUCUUUCAUUUGCAAACGCUAAAUGAAAUGAUUUUCAAGGAUCAUUACGAUGAGGAAGAUGAGGAAGACGAUGGUGAAGAUGAUGAUGGCUUCAAAUCCAAGAUGAUGGCUGAAAUGAAAAAGCUACGGGCGCAAGUGGUGUCUUUGGAGGCGCGGCUGAAAGUAAUGGAAGAUAGAUUGGUUGUUGGGAGUGUAACUGAGGAGAAGCAUGAUGAAGAUGAAGAUGCCAAGCAUCAAGCUGAUGAAGAUGAAGAGCAAAAGCAUGAUGAAGUUGCAGUUGUUGAGGAGGAUCAUGUGGAAGUGGAAAAUGCAAAUGAAUCUGAUUUCAAUGCUUCUGUACCUUCUGAUGAGAUUCCUGCAGCUCUAGCUGAAAUUGAGAAGCAUGUGGAAGUGGAAAAAGCAAAUGAAUCUGAUUUCAAUGCUUCUGUACCUUCUGAUGAGAUUCCUGCUGCUCUAGCUGAAAUUGAGAAGCAUGUGGAAGUGGAAAAUGCAAAAGCAUCUGAUUUGAAUGCUUCUGUUCUUUCUGAUGACAUUGUAGCUGAACAUGACAAGCAAGAGGGACAGCGUAUUGAUGAGCGUCAUAAAGCUGAAGUUGAACAUGAGAAGAAUGAAGAAAUUGCACAUGUUGCCGAGGGGGGUCACCAUGCUCACGUUGAAGGUGUUGACAUGUUUGAAGCAUGUACUGAUGAUAUUGGGCAGAAGGGCCAAAUUGGUGACGUGCAUGAAGUGGAUAAUGAAAAUAAUUCCGAGAAUCAUGACUCUGUAUCUUCUGAUAAGGCAUAUUGGGAUGACGUGGUGGAUGAGUGGCAAGCUGCCGCUAAAGGGGACUUGGAGGCUGAGGCGAGUGAUGUGGGGAUGAAAAGGAAAAAGUUCGCCUCUAAGUUCAUGCUUAGCCCUUUCACCGAUCCUAACCCAAAACGGCUGAAAGGCGUGAACAAAGCAAAGGAUAAUCUCAGUCAAGUAGAUGAAUGGACUGAUUUUAAGAAUUGGGUUGAAGGUGAUGACAGUGUUUCCCCUUCAAGUGUCAUGCUACGUGUCAAUGAACUGCUUGAAGUGAGCAGGAGUUUUUUCAGAGUCCUAGUAUCUCCUGACCACUGGAUGUCGAGCACGCACCUUCAUGCAUUAACGUACCUGCUAAAUAAAAGCAUCUGUGCGCAUACGGUGACUUUGAUCAGCCCUUACGUUGUGCAUAAAAUCCUUAAGAAAGAUAUAGGCAACGACACACAUUGGAGUGGAGAUAAAUACCUGAAAAAGCUGGACUGGAAAAGUUGUUUGAAGGUUUUGUUUCCCUUAAAUAUUGAAAACAAGCACUGGAUCUUGGCGGAAGUUGUGUUUCGGAGCAGACUGGUUAGAGUAUACGACUCGCUUAAGACUUCUAGGACUCCAUUUUAUGCUAAGGACUUGUGUGAGCGGCUGCCAUACCUACUUCGUGCCAUUGGUUUUUGUACGAAGGACAGUGAUUUGCAACCGUGGAAAGCAGUAGCUGUGGAUGGUGUGCCACAACAAAAAGAAGCGUCGGGUGAAUGUGGCGUGAUGGUCCUAGCUUUUGCAGAGCAGCUACUCCAAGGGAAAUCAUUGCUUCCUGAUUGCGACUAUGGCAACAUGUCGAACAAAAGACUUGAGUAUGGUAUUCGGCUUUGGCGCUUGAAGAAGGAAGAUGCGUAGAGUGUUGUAGAAAUCAUUUUUAUUUGAAGUUGUAGUUCGAACAAGUAUUGAUUUUGUGUAUCUAUUGAACUUGGAAACAAUGAAAAAUGGUUGGGGUAUUUUGGGGAAAUAUGUCGAAGUUUGUACAAUGUGGAUUUUUUGUUUGUAUGAGAAUAUUUUGUUUUGUCUGUGAGGUUAUAAUUUCAGCGUUAUCGUGUAUUGUAUGUGAUUUGCA